GAACCGUUAAGUUGCAUACGCGCGUUCCCUUGAACAAUUCGAUUAAAGUGUUGGAAUGAAAAAUGGCCGAAGGGAAGUUACUGUAUUGUAUAAAUCAUACUGAAUUGGAGCAUUCGCAUGUGUAUUUAGAGCAACCAACAGUUCUCAAAUUUGUACAAACAGAUGGGAAUGAAAUGAAAACGGGGAAGUCCCUAGAAUAUUUCAAAGCCCCAGAACUGGCUGCGUAUCCCUUACUUUUAAAUAUUGGCCAUUAUAAUGAAAAAUCUGUAGAAUCAAAAUUAAAAUGCACGGAAAUGAUGGAAAGGUUCGUGAUAGAAAAAGGCUUCUACAACACUACAAGCACAGAUCGAUACAAAGUUAUCACCAGACGCCAUGUCCUAGGGACUAUUUUAACUGCACCAUACUUUUAUUAUGAUAAAUCUAUAAUUGUUAUAAAGCACAAAAAUCUUAUUUUUAUAUUAAUGGAAGACGAUAGUACCAAUACAAAUGAACUUCGUAAAAUGCACUACAAAUUCGAAAAGUAUUGUGAAACCGAUUAUCCUACUGUGGAGCCGUGCGCUGACGACAAUGAAGAGCGAUUCUUUAUUUAUGGAGCGAAAUUAGGAAAAUUCGAUCUAUUUUAUUCCGGAAAAGCAAGUAUGGUGAAGAGUGAUGAGCGCAUUGAAGAUUUAACCGAUAUGGGCGCAAUAAAUAAUUGUCAAUUCAUUUUAACAAAGCUGAUGUUGGAAGGGAAAAAGCUUUAUUGGUGGAAGACCGGUGCAGUUCUUAAGUGGUGGAGCCAAGCUCAUUUCUCAAAUGUAAAUAAUAUUUUCGUUGGAUUUAAAGAUGAUCAAGGAGUGGUAAAUAAACCAGCCAUUCUCACGACAGUGGCUGAUUUAAUAAAGUUUCAAUAUAAACGCACCAGGGUGUGCGAGGGAUUUUUGCAUACAUUUUUGAAUUUGGUUUUGGAGACAAUGUCCGAUGUUGAUGACCCGGGUACGAUGUACAAAUAUCAAUUUGACACGGAGGGAAAUAUCAGAUAUUCUGUUCAUAACGUUGAUGAAGAACUUCCCAUUUUCAGCGAUGAUUUUUUAACAUAUAUGAAAAGGCAUUAAAGCUGGAUUACAUUUUAUCGUACUUUACUUGUCAGCGAAGCAGCGCAAUAUUCAACAUGUAAUGCAAAUGUAUAUUUUGCACAUAUUCCUCGAAAGCGAAACAACACAUUUUUUUUAGUUCGGCAAAAAACCUAAAUGAAAUAUUUCAACACAGUGCCCCGUUAUAUAACACGAGAAGAAAUAUAAGUACCUAAUUACUUUCUCAAAAGUUUG
Molecule: messenger RNA, 1307 nt
Organism: Anastrepha obliqua
Lineage: Eukaryota; Metazoa; Arthropoda; Insecta; Diptera; Tephritidae
Product: decapping and exoribonuclease protein-like
Exons: 4
Coding region: 63-1094 (343 amino acids)
Biological process (GO): nuclear-transcribed mRNA catabolic process; NAD-cap decapping
Cellular component (GO): nucleus; cytosol
Molecular function (GO): mRNA 5'-diphosphatase activity
Source: RefSeq, a predicted model, not a curated record